GCGGUACGAUGACGUCUAUAAUGCACAUGGUGGUAGAGAACUAUAGUGAAUUCGUUGAAUCAAGAGUUUUGUUUAUAUUUCAGAUCCAAUAGUAGACUCAUGGCUGUUUAUGAAAUCACCAGUUCCUGUAGUUACGAUACUAAUCACAUAUCUCUACUUCGUUUUGAAGCUGGGACCAAAAAUGAUGGCGAAACGUGAACCAUACAAUCUUCAGACACUCUUAGUGGCUUACAAUGCUUACCAAGUGCUGUUCAGCAUAUGGUUAUGUUCACAAGCCCUCAAAGUACAGAAGCCAAUGCAACUGUUGAAACACACGUGCAAGAAUCCUUCCACGAAUCGGGAGUUCCAGGAAGUUCUCUCCAAUGGAGCAUGGUGGUACUUCUUCUCCAAAAUAGUGGAACUUCUAGAUACGGUGUUCUUCGUUCUGAGGAAGAAACAGUCUCAGGUGACGUUUCUACAUGUGUACCACCACGCAAUUACAAUGUUCUUCUCUUGGGGAUACCUCAAAUUUCUACCAGGUGAACAGGGUGUAGUCAUUGGAUUCUUGAACUCACUAGUGCAUGUGGUGAUGUAUUUCUACUAUAUGGUGGCUGCAAUGGGUCCAAAAUACCAGAAAUACCUGUGGUGGAAGAAGUACAUUACCUGGAUCCAACUCACCCAGUUUUGCAUAAUGUUGGCCUACCUCUUUUCGAUCAUCCUGAUGGACUGCAAACUACCGAAGGCCUUGACCUUCUUCUUCGUCGGCAACGUAGUGAUAUUCCUGUACCUCUUCAGCGAUUUCUACAGGAAGGCUUACAAGAAGAAACCGAAGACGGAGUCUCAAAGCACGAAUGGCCUCUCGAAUGGUCAUGCGAAGACAGUUAAAGAUCAAUAACACACCUUGUGAUGAAAUACAUAUUUAUUUACGUCGGCGUUACUUUUUCGGGCAAUUUUUAACCAAAUUGUUUUUUCGUUGUUGAUAGUCGAGAUCAUUAACCAAUGCUAUAUCUCUCGUAACAUGUCAAAAAAGCAAAACUUGAUACAAAGUGGUCCAUUUUUCGACUGGAGACUCCUGGGCAUUUCUUACAAGCUGGAACAAUUUAUCCGAUAAUAUGAUGUUUCAUGUUGAAUCUCUAUGAGUAACUUUGACCACAAUGCAAAAAUGUGAUUUCGGUAGAUUUGCUCUGAACUAUGGGGUUAUCUUCUCCUAGUGAAGCUGAUCAAAUGUUUCUCAUUGCAAAAAUUCGACUUAAUUUGGUCCAUUUUAUUUCCACUAGAGUAUGGUACUUAUUCAAGUAUGGUAGUUCAACAAUUAUCCUAAAAAUGAACAUAAAGUACCCAAAAAAAUUUUGCACGUGUGCUUGGGCUUGUUAAAAUCAAAGGUGCAACGAAUGACUGACUAAAGAAAACACUGUAUACUCAUAAUUUGUUGAGUUCAUUAAUACAGGGAUAUUAGGAAAAACAUCCAGACUAAACGAAAAAUAUUAUUUGUAUGAGAAUUGGCGAUAAGUCAAAUAUUAUUGAUUUUAAUAUUUAUUUUUCAUUUCAAUUUUGUGGAUAGAGCAUUUUAGUUGUAAAAUCCAUUUCUUGAGCUCUUUCCAAACUAUCUAAAUGAUUUUUCUGCUUUUAAUGACUCUGGUAUGCAGUUACAGAAUUUUGGUCCCAAGAAAAAAAAAACGAUGUUUCAGAUGUUUGUCGAAUACCCACUGACUUUUGAUUGAAUCUUGUUCUGUGGUAAUGAAUGACACACUUCAAGUGUUUCGAAUGUUUAAUGUAAUACAUAUAUUUAUAUAAAAAGUACUAUAACAAUGAACUUGUCUGCAAUCUAAUAAUUGAGACCUCCUCAUGCAGGAUCAACUUCAGAAUUAAUUUCCUGAUAACGUCAAUCUUUUUGUAAUUAUUACCUACAACUCCCCCGAAGCCAAAAUUCCGUAAAGUAUUAAAGGGUAGAUGAGAUGAUAAUAAAGAUUGUAUAGAUAUUUUUUAUCUGAAUUUUGAAAUAAUACUAUUCACCAGUUACAAUGCAUGGGCAUUCCAGUUUGUUUGUUCAAAACUACACCUAAGUUAUUUUAUUAGUUGACUGAUCUCAUGGGAACCACUGCUUGUAUGAAGCUCAAGCUUAAUAAAAUUAUAGAGUAUAAACUGACGUCUGCUUGUUUUCAUUGCUUGAGAAAAGGUAGAAGGUCACUUCAAAGCUGGAUGAAUCGGAGUAACGUCAACAAAAGAGUACUUCAACCAUAUCUCCCUUGUAGGGGGUCGUUUUUUCACUUUUAGUGUUGAAACAACUUAGAUAGAUACCAUAUUCUAGUGUAAAUACAAUAUGAAAAACGUAUUCUCUCCCGCAUUUGGGGUUAAAUUUUCAUUCGAAAGGUUGGGACACAUUCUUUGAGUACACGUUUCCAAGGCAUGGUCAUUUUGCUAUUUCUCUCAAAUACUUAAACCUUCCAAUGCUUUUGGUAUCUUUUUAUUGCUUCACACAAAGACAUGGUCCACAUUGUGUUAGAAUAGUACUUUUCCAGGAAUGCUCCCUCGUAGGGAUAUUUCAGCGACUUUGAAGGGUAGUAAGAAGCAAAACGAAAGUAAAGAUAGAUUCAAUUCAAGUUGAAAUUUCUUUGUCAUUUGUGGAGUAAGCAAUUUAUUCAAAUCAUAAGCUGCGCGCUGAGCUAAGAAAGAAACGGGUUUUUCGGUCUGGCUGUAUAAAGUAUAAAUAUAAAUUCUUCUUCUGAGCCCCUGGAUCCCUUUGAAUCGAGUUGAUGCAAUAAGAACAUUUGAUCAGCUUCACUUGUAUAAAUUAACAGAUAAGUGCAAUGAGUGAUGCGAUAGACAACUGUUAAAGCUAAAAGUUCGUAUAAGUACAUAUGAAUAAAGCUAAGCAAAAUUAAUUGUGCUUCAUGCUCCGAUACUGGAACUGUCCAAAGAAGAUUAUUUAAUGAGCAAGUAUCUUCAAUUCAUCUUGAAUCAAUUAUAUGUUUUAUCUUUGAUUUAGUCUAGCGAUGCAUCUCAGAGGACUAACAAAUAGAAUGGUUCUGUAUGCAUGCCAGGGAUUUUUUGUACAUAAAGGCAUUCUUGUAAAAUGUACUUGUACAACCAGUGAUCUUAAUAAUUUAUUCAUUAGUCUUUAUUUGUAAGAAUUAGAUUAAGCUACCAGAGUUCAAAUAUAACAAAGGUUAAGUUUGAGUUAG
Acanthoscelides obtectus is the source of this 3161-nucleotide messenger RNA. Lineage: Eukaryota; Metazoa; Arthropoda; Insecta; Coleoptera; Chrysomelidae. The record is from the annotation of a GenBank genome assembly.